Molecule: messenger RNA, 4246 nt
Organism: Labrus mixtus (cuckoo wrasse)
Lineage: Eukaryota; Metazoa; Chordata; Actinopteri; Labriformes; Labridae
Gene: cxadr
Product: CXADR Ig-like cell adhesion molecule
Exons: 7
Coding region: 129-1256 (375 amino acids)
Biological process (GO): homotypic cell-cell adhesion
Cellular component (GO): basolateral plasma membrane; intercalated disc; bicellular tight junction
Molecular function (GO): cell adhesion molecule binding
Source: RefSeq, a predicted model, not a curated record
AGAGAGGAGGAGGAGUGGAGGAGUUUGGAUGCUUCGGUCGAGCUAGUCUGCCGCUUCUCACUCGAAUUCAGCACAAGUUCUCGGAGCAACUUUCAGCGGACGAAGUAGUUGGAAUAUCUGGACCAGGAAUGGAGCUGUCGAUAGUCAGGGUCUGCUGUGUUCUGCUGAGCCUGUUUACAGGUUUGACCUCUGGUCUGGACAUUACAUCUACAGGGCCGACGCCUAUAGAGAAGGCCAGUGGUCAGAGUGUGAAGCUGAACUGUCAGUUUACUCUGGCCACUGAGGACGCUGGCCCGCUGGACAUCGAAUGGAGCAUAUUAUCCUCCGACAACCAGAAAGAGGACAAAGUGGUGAUCUUUUACUCAGGUGACAGGGCCUAUGUAGACUACUACCCCCCCAUGAAGGGCAGAGUCCACUUCAACUCAGCCGACCCCAAGAAUGGCGACGCCUCCAUCACUCUGACGGGGCUGAUGUCAUCGGAUUCUGGCACCUACCAAUGUAAGGUGAAGAAGGCUCCUGGGAUCCGCAGCAAGAAGAUGCUGCUCAUCGUCAUGGUGAAGCCUUCCAAGCCCAGGUGCUACGCUGAAGGCCAAACAGAGGAAGGCAAAGACGUCGUUCUGAGGUGCAUAUCCAACAAGGGCACCAACCCGCUGCAGUACAGCUGGGAGAAGACCAGUCCCAACAAGCUGCUUCCUGCCACCGCUGUGUUGGAUCCUGUUGGAGGAACAGUGAACGUGAGGAACGCAUCUGCCAGCGCAUCUGGUACCUACCGCUGCACCGUCACUAACCGCGUCGGCACUGAGGACUGUAUACUGCAUCUGGACGUAACGCCUCCUCCCAACAUUCCCGGCAUCAUCGCAGGAGCCAUAAUUAUAGUUCUCCUGAUCCUCCUCAUUAUUGCUAUCAUCCUCUUCUGCUGCUGCCGCGCCCGUCACAGGAAGAAGUAUGAGAAGGAGAUCUGCAAUGAGAUCAGAGAGGACGUCCCUCCUCCAAAGAGUCGUGUUUCCACGGCACGCAGCUUCACCGUCGGCAGCCAGCGCUCCUCCCUGGGCUCCAUGUCACCUUCCAACCUGCACGAGUACGCCCUGAAGCCCCAGUACGACAAGAUCCCCUCAUCGGAGGAGUACGAGAGGCCUCCGAGCCACGUACCUCUGCCCCCGCCCACUGCACCCAAGAUGGCAGGCCCCAACCUCAGCCGCAUGGGGGGCAUCCCCGUCAUGAUCCCGGCGCAGAACAGGGACGGCUCCAUCGUCUAGCCGGAGGGGAGCGUGAUACGAGGGGAGGGAUGGGAGGAAAGGAGUGGGACUUAAACAAAUGAAGAUGGGCUGCCUCGGCUGACUUUUAGCUCUUCAUUAUUUACACAAUGGGAGUUUUGUCCUCUUAUGAAGACCGGCUCUGCUGUGGUGCUGAGAAGAGAUGAGAUGAGUUUUACUGGAAUCACAACAGAGCACAUUAACUUUUUAUCAAAUACAAAUACGAAGAAAAAAAAAAGAACUUUUAUGAAUUUUACUUCAUGGACUUUGUCACAGAAAAAUGAGUUAGUGUGGAUAUAAAGCAGAAUGGUCAAUAUACAAAUUAUAUUGUACAUAGAUGAAUGCAUGUUUUUCUGUUUUCAUAUAGAUGGCCCUUGCUGUAGAGAAACUGUAUGUUUAAAACUGAUCCAGGACUCUUAUUGGCCAGCUGUGCAGCCGUAUGCAUGCAUGUUUGUAUAGUCCUGCAGAUGUAUGUGUGUGCGUGGAUUUAAGUGUGUGUGUGAGCGGGAGAUGGGAACUGUAGCUCAUUGUCGUCUUUUAAUGCCUACAUAACAAUAUGAUCAUUUUCAGGCCUGACACUCUCGACUUGUUUCAGACAGAUUUUUAAUUCUACAAAUUGAACCUAAAAUGAUUCCUUACUUUUUAGAUUAGACUUUGACCGAGUUCAAGAAUUUAGGUCAGCCGUUUUCUGUCGAGCUGUUCACUCUUUGAAUCGUCCAGUCCGGCUGCAGUUUGGGGUUGGAGCCGUCAGGAUUGGCUGGUGAUUAGGGGGAGGUUCAAGCCGCCUUAUCUUGUGAUUGGGUGGAUUACUGCUUCUUGACUGCGCUUAAAAAACAAUAAAAGACCCACGUCCCCCCCCCCCCCCCCCCCCCCCCCUGCAGAUCUCAGAGGAGGUAGUGUACUUGGAACUAAGGGGGGCAGCUGGACAGCAAGGUUCACCGAGCAAUCUGCUUUGAUUAAGUUUGACUGUGAACAGACCCCCCGACCCCCGUGACCAGCAGAACAUGCUGCUCUACCACACGCCAUGUUAGGGGAAAAAAACAGCAAGUCUUAAUCAUCAUCUGAAGUAUCAGUCCCCCCCCUCAGAUCUGCAUCGUGUGUAAUCCCCCUUAUUUGCAUUACAAGGAGCCAAUAUCAUGAUUAACCUUCUCUCUCUGUGGUCAAAAGGAAACCUCGCACGGCUCUCGGAGUGUUAAUUGGACUUUUUAAUGAAGGAUGUCGAGCCUGCGUUCAUGAAGGAAGAGCCCACAAAGAGGAAGGAAUGUGAAACGCCUUAAAGAGCGGCAUGACACGGCUCUGAAGCUGCUUUAAAACCACUGUGGACGACUUCUCCUAGUUCUGAAUAAUAUUAGAGACUUUUUAAUGCCAUAUAUUCCUUUAACUAUCAAUACCUGGAUUUGUACAACUGGGCAAUACCAAGUACCAAUCUGAUACCUGUGAAUAAUAAAUAGAUGAAUACGACUCAGCAUUUUUAAAACAUGAAGAAAUGCAUGCAGAUAAUGACUGCUCAACAACUUUAUUUGAAUUCAUGUUCAUCCGUAUAAGGACGAGUAUGAAGCGAGUAACCCAAGACAAACACUUCACAUUUAACACCCUGGAUUGGACCCCUAACUGAGUGUUUAAAUACUUUAAAGUUUUUUAAAUUAGCUUGACAGCGUAGACUGAAAAAUGAACUGAGAAAUACAAAUUCUAUUAGUAGAGGAUUUUUCUGACUUCUCAUUUGAAACUGAUUUUUUUAGUGUUUGAACUCAUUUUAAGUUCAUUUUCUUUUUUUAACGUAGUAAAUAAUCAACGCGGGAUGACUCAUUAGAUCUAAGAUGACUCAUAACGUAACUCGUCUAAAAACAACCUGAGCGAAUGUAAGCAGCAGCAAAGAGAGCAUUCGGUCAGCCAGAGCACGGGAGGAGGAACACUCCUAUUUCACCUUUUACCAUUCAGAGAAACUGACUUUACAGAAGAUCCUCCACGAGCGUCGUAAUGUUGUCCAAAUGAUAACAUUCAAUCAGUUCAUCUUCAAUUUGCUCGAUAGAUUGAAUCUCACUGAAGGAUUUGAUAGUGACAUUGCAACCCUUCCUGUUUUUGGAGGGUGGAGGCAGCAGCAUUUCUCCUACAGCUACUUGAUAUUUUUCAGGGCUAAUUCUGGUACUGGAUCGAUUUAUGGUCUUGCAUAUUGCUCGUACAGAAAUCCUUGUUUUAGACCAAUGUAUUGGUGGGAUUUCUGAUAACGUAGUGGACCUGGAACAACUCUUGAAAAUCUGUUUGUUCAGUCUGUCCGUGUUCAUUGCUUUUAGACACUUCUUCCACUGUGCGGGUUAUUUACCUCUCAAAUUAUCCCCCAUCAUUCAUUGUUUGCUUUCAUAGUUAGAAGCCCAACAUCUUAUCUUGUCUGCAGCAAAAUCGCUAUGAGUACUCUUGAGUGCAAAGUUUGUUUUCUCUGACGCCUUAUUCUACUCCUUAUUUGAGCCUUAUACAUACCUCCCCCUCAGUGCACCUCUGUACAGCCCCUCUCAGCUGGACUCGUACUAGCUUCUAUUGUGCCUUGUUGCCCCGGAUGAGUCGUAUCAUAGCAACCAACAGAUGUGCGCUGGAGCUAUGUGUAGUAGCAUCAUCCUGAGCGGCCGUCUCAGCCACUAGAACAAUAUAUUUAUCAGCACACAGCGGGAGUAUCAAUCGUUUUCUGUUGGACUUCACAUACACACACACACACACACCUCAAACACUUCUCAUAGCUUAAAAAAAACCUCUAUCACUGUCUUAAAGCUUUUGUUUUUAUAUUUCAAAACAUGACUUCAUGCUUUGUUUUUUUUAAACUUUAUUUAAAAUGAAAUAAAUUGGUGUUUUUUUUUGUUUUUUUAAAGGUUCUGACUGUUUGUAUAGAUAACCUGUCAAAGUAACCCUAUCUAAUCACUACACAGUGGAAUGACAUAAGAUGAAGAUGUUUGUAUGUAAAUGUGAUGCUCUGCCGUGCUGUGCUUGGCAAAUUAUGUCUUUUA